This is a messenger RNA of Striga hermonthica, 873 nucleotides long. The record is from the annotation of a GenBank genome assembly. NCBI's taxonomy places the organism in Eukaryota, Viridiplantae, Streptophyta, Magnoliopsida, Lamiales, Orobanchaceae.
AUGGGUUCACUCACACUCCAUAAUCCCUUCAGCCACCACUACUCUGACCAUGGCCGUGGCCUAUGCCACCGCCGCACUCGGCGGCCGGCCACCGUCUUCCUCCGCGCUCCUGAAUUAGCUACAUCCUCCCCACCCCUCACUUGCUGUUCCAUCAAUUCAUUCCGCCACCAGCACCAAACCCUCGCCUCCGCCCCGCAGACUCCAGCCACCGCCAUCCGGGGCGCGGAAACCGACGCAAUUGGGCUUUUGCUCAAGGAGAGGAUAGUUUACUUAGGGAGCGACAUCGAUGACGCUGCUGCUGAUUCCAUUAUAAGCCAACUGCUUUUGUUGGAUGCCCAGGAUCCCACAAAGGAUAUUCGGCUGUUCAUCAAUUCCAUAGGUGGCCCACUCAGCUCCGCUCUGGCCAUAUUCGACGUCAUCCGCCUACUGAGGGCUGAUGUCUCGACUGUGGCGCUUGGCUUCUUGGCUUCGACUGCCACCAUCAUCCUCCUUGGCGGAGCCAAGGGCAAGCGGCUGGCAAUGCCGAACACGCGCAUCAUGAUACACCAGCCGUUCAGUGGGACCAGAGGGCCCGCCAAUGAUGUUGAGGUCCAGGCCCGGGAGGCCAUGCAUAACAAGGCCACCGUCAUACGGAUCAUAUCAGAGUUCACGGGCUGCCCGUACGAACAGGUGGAGAAGGAUAUCGACAAGGACCGCUACAUGUCGCCGAUUGAGGCCGUCGAGUACGGGAUUAUUGAUGAGGUGAUAGAUCGGGACAGCAUUAUUCCGGUUGAGCCCAUUCCGAAGAAGAUCAAGUCCACCAUGUACACCCGGAAUAUGGCGAACCCGAGGAAGAAUAAGGAGCCGGAAAUCCCAGAUGAUGAGAUAUAUUAG